AUGGACCAUGUUCGCCAAGAGAUGCAGUUGCAUGAUCGUAAACUUUUUACUCCACUUAUAACAACACCUUUAAGUUCGAUUAUAUCCUCCAAUAAUUUCAUUAGUUCCCUUCACUUUAACAAUCGUUACAUUUUUUAG
Molecule: messenger RNA, 138 nt
Organism: Funneliformis caledonium
Lineage: Eukaryota; Fungi; Glomeromycota; Glomeromycetes; Glomerales; Glomeraceae
Source: the annotation of a GenBank genome assembly